This is a messenger RNA of Schizosaccharomyces japonicus yFS275, 915 nucleotides long. Its product is annotated as C-methytransferase. Gene Ontology annotation, cellular component: mitochondrion; extrinsic component of mitochondrial inner membrane; mitochondrial inner membrane. The transcript has 2 exons. NCBI's taxonomy places the organism in Eukaryota, Fungi, Ascomycota, Schizosaccharomycetes, Schizosaccharomycetales, Schizosaccharomycetaceae. Gene Ontology annotation, molecular function: S-adenosylmethionine-dependent methyltransferase activity; 2-methoxy-6-polyprenyl-1,4-benzoquinol methyltransferase activity; methyltransferase activity. Bases 1 to 915 code for a protein of 304 amino acids. The record is from RefSeq and is a predicted model, not a curated record. Gene Ontology annotation, biological process: S-adenosylmethionine metabolic process; ketone biosynthetic process; aerobic respiration.
AUGGCAUUGCCCGUUCGAACCCUAGUUUCCAGAAAUUUGAGACGCUGUGCGCUAAUGCGCACGAGUAUCAAAGUAGGUUCCUUGCGUCACUAUAAAACAGGAACUGAAGCAGACGAUGUUCCUCACCGUGAAGAUGGGUUUACGAAUUUCGGUUUUCAGACUGUGAGGGAUGAGGAAAAAGAAAAAUUGGUCGGAAAUGUCUUUUCCUCGGUAGCAAAAAAAUAUGACCAGAUGAACGAUGCUAUGUCACUGGGAAUUCAUCGUCUAUGGAAAAAACACUUUAUUAAACGACUGAACCCCGGAAAUUCUGCUCUUCCAAUGCGAAUCCUUGAUGUUGCCGGUGGUACGGGUGAUAUUGCAUUUGGUAUUCUUGAUUAUGCCACCAAAGAAAAUAAAGAUACUCGAAGUAAAGUGAUUGUGGCCGACAUAAAUGCAGACAUGCUCCGUGUUGGUCUACGUCGCGCUCGUGACACACCUUACUUGGAUGCUGGAAGGCUGGAAUUUGUACAGCAAAAUGCUGAAGUGCUUGAUAAAAUUGCUGAUAACAGCAUUGAUCUGUACACAAUCGCUUUUGGUAUACGGAAUUGUACUCAUAUUUCCAAGGUUCUUGAACAAGCAUACCGUGUCCUGAAACCUGGCGGUGUGUUUUCCUGUUUGGAAUUUAGCAAGGUUCGUUUCGCCCCUCUCGCUGAACUCUACCGUCAAUAUUCAUUCCGCUUUUUGCCUUUAAUGGGAACAAUUAUUGCCGGCGAUCGGGAUAGCUAUGAAUAUUUGGUUGAAAGCAUCCAGAAGUUUCCCGAUCAGGAAACACUUGCUCGCAUGAUUAAGGACGCCGGUUUCACCUUGAGCGGAAAGACCGGCUAUGAGAAUAUGACUUUUGGUGUUGCAGCGAUACACACUGCUGUUAAGCUUUAA